Molecule: messenger RNA, 687 nt
Organism: Acaulospora morrowiae
Lineage: Eukaryota; Fungi; Glomeromycota; Glomeromycetes; Diversisporales; Acaulosporaceae
Source: the annotation of a GenBank genome assembly
AUGUCUGGAAUAAUAUUUGGCCAACGACAUAAAGGUGGUUGGCAAACUCCAGUUCAUUCAUAUUUACCAAAGAUGUUACAUGUGUCCACGUUAAAGCGUAGACUUAAGACACUUAUCACCGAAUUCGAGAGAGCAAGGCACAUAUGGUUCGAACUUAAUGACAAUGGAUUUACCCUCGCCAAUUCUCUUGUUAAAUUAAGAUUACAAGAGCGAAAAGUAGAAUUUCCGACAUGCUUGAUUUCGGAAUUAGACGAUUCUCUUGAUUCGAUGGAAGAACAUGGAGAAGAGAAUUCAAACGAAAACACCUUCAGCCUGUCGCAAUCUUUGCAGCAAGUUUUAGAGAAAAUGGCUUCACAAUAUGCCAAAAUGAAGAUGCAAAUUUUGCAAAUAGAAUUUUUACUUGAAGAAGCCAGCGAAAGUCUGGGCGAUGAAUUUGUGUACAAUACGCCCGUGUAUUUGACGUGCACACUGGAAACUUUUGUCCACCAUUUUGUAAAUAUUUUCAACAUGUUCACUCAAGAAAUCGAUUUGAAAAAUAAAAUUUUUUCUUCGCUACAAGACGCAAACCGCGAACAAGCAAUAGUGUUGCUGUCAACCUGGUUAAACCAACCAUACAUCAAUGAUGACAAGAUCAAAGAGUUUGAAAGCAUCUGUGAACUUGAACUCGAAUCUGAAGAGAAACAAUGA